Messenger RNA from Trichoderma asperellum CBS 433.97, 669 nucleotides. NCBI's taxonomy places the organism in Eukaryota, Fungi, Ascomycota, Sordariomycetes, Hypocreales, Hypocreaceae. The record is from RefSeq and is a predicted model, not a curated record.
UGCGUCAGGCCCUUAUUGGGAGCCCGAUCUUCGCCGCAUAUCGUCACCAGGACGAAAACGUACGUAUUCGAGUGUGAAAGCAGCAGUUUCCAAACAAUCAUGAGAGCAAGAGGCGUCCAAAGAGGCGAGAAAGAGGCCUUGUUUUUCAAUGCAGCGUGUGGCGUGUGUGUGCUUGAGCCGUAUUACUCCGCGUGCUCCGUCUUGGUACUGCUUUUGCUGCUGUGCUUUUUGCUUAUUAUGUACCUGGUUGUGACUCUUGAUGCCACAUACUUGCCUGUAACUCACUACUUACUGUAUGUAGUAGCAUUAUGUAGGAGUCAGCAGGAAGCUCCAUCUCUCUCCAUUCCACCUCGAGUCUUGUCCUAUCCGGUUCUCUGCCAGCCCAUCCUCCCCCAUUUACGGAGGUGGUGGCCCAAGUCAGGCCAGACCAAGGCCAUCCAGGCAGCCGAUCACAGUCCAGCACCCACUAGCCCACCACCAAGUCCAAGUCGAGCAUCAAUCAGCAGCAAUCAGCUGCAGCCUGCACCGUACUCCGUCCGAGUUACGAGUACAUGCUGCACUGCGGUGGCCACUGCAACGGUCUGACAACUGACUGAACAGGGUGCUGGAGUGCAGACAAGCAGGAGUGCAGGAAGCAAGGAGACAGGCCAGGCAGGGCAGGGCAGGGGU